AUGGCAAAUCGCGAAGCAGGCCAAUCUGCUUACCAGCAGCAGCUUCCCCCAACGUAUCCAGGCCCAGUCACGAGCACCACAGAAUCACCGUCUCAGAGCCUCCUUGCAAAGCAGCGGAACCUCGCCCCGACACUCACUUCAACACAAGAUCAGAACGAGAUGCCCCUAGAAGGUCCCGACAAGGAAGUCUUGGUGGAGCGGACUCGCAAUACGGGUGCCCAGACGCCAGCAUCACUCGCCGCGCAGAUUGAACACGAGAUGCGGCAAAAGACUUCCACCUAG
Molecule: messenger RNA, 282 nt
Organism: Trichoderma aggressivum f. europaeum
Lineage: Eukaryota; Fungi; Ascomycota; Sordariomycetes; Hypocreales; Hypocreaceae
Exons: 3
Coding region: 1-282 (93 amino acids)
Source: RefSeq, a predicted model, not a curated record